Messenger RNA from Laetiporus sulphureus 93-53, 1987 nucleotides. RefSeq names its product NAD-aldehyde dehydrogenase. The record is from RefSeq and is a predicted model, not a curated record. Lineage: Eukaryota; Fungi; Basidiomycota; Agaricomycetes; Polyporales; Laetiporaceae. Gene Ontology annotation, molecular function: aldehyde dehydrogenase (NAD+) activity. The coding region runs from base 26 to 1672 and encodes 548 amino acids. The transcript has 11 exons.
CGCCCUCACCCGCCACAUCACCCGCAUGAUCUCCAUCUCUCGAAAAGCAAUGCUGUCCAAGAGAGUAGUCUGUCACCUCAGAACUUUUACCAAGUCGAGGGGAUUGUCGACACGGGCGUCGACUAUCCUCUCAGCUCUAGACAUACCGGCGGAGAAGGACCUGCCCGGAGUGUACGAUGGGGCAUGGACGGGAACCGGAGACAUUCUUGAGAGCGUAUGCCCAACUACGGGAGAGGUUUUGGCGCGAGUGCACUCGGCAUCACCUCAGGAGCUGCAAGCAGCGCUGAGCAAGUCGAGGGAAGCAUACGUCUUCUUCAGGUCGGUCCCCGCUCCUCGCAGGGGUGAGAUACUCCGGCAGAUCCGAGAGGCAUUAGCAGCCAAGCGAGAAGCGCUAGGAGCAUUGGUCUCGUUGGAGAUGGGGAAGAUCAAGACCGAGGGCACCGGCGAGGUGCAAGAGUUUGUGGAUAUCGCUGACUACGCAGUCGGACUAUCUCGUAUGAUGAACGGUCGGGUUGUCGCCUCUGAGCGACCGGGGCACAGUAUUCUUGAAGUCCCCAAUCCUCUCGGUGUGGUGGCCGUUUUGUCUGCCUUUAACUUUCCGGUCGCCGUCUAUGGGUGGAACCUCGCCUUGUCGCUCGCAGCCGGAAACGCGACGCUAUGGAAGCCCUCCCCAAGCACGCCGUUGUGUUCGAUUGCAGUGACGAAGAUCGUGUCGCAGGUGCUUGAGCGCAAUGGCAUACCUGGUGCUGUCGCGGGUCUGGUCGUUGGCGGCAAGAGCGUCGGAGAAAGCAUUGUUGAGAGUGCGGACGUUGACAUGGUGUCAUUCACCGGUAGUGAGGCUGUGGGUCGGCAGGUGGGUAAGGUCGUACAGUCUCGAUUCGGCAAGGUCUUGCUAGAACUCGGUGGGAACAACGCGUCGAUCGUCAUGCCCGAUGCAGACCUCUCUCUCGCCGUUCCUGCGGUCUUCUUCGGCGCGGUCGGCACCGCAGGCCAACGCUGUACGUCCACGCGCAGGCUCUACCUUCACCGCAGCAUCGCGCCCACCUUCCUCGAGCGGCUCCGUGCGCUCUAUGAGCCUAUCCGCCCGGGUGACCCGUUGGAACCCCAGACCCUUCUCGGCCCGCUGCACACGCGCGCGGCCGUGGGCAUCUACUCGAACGCAGUGGAGCGGCUGAGGAAGGUGGGAGCGGAUAUUAUGGUUGGUGGCGAGAGGUAUGAGGAGGCUGUUUUGCCGGAGGCGUUGAGAGGGGGAAACUGGGCGCAGCCGACUGUGGCUGUCUUGGACGAGGUUGAUGUUAGCAAGGCGGUGUGGAGGGAGGAGACGUUUGCUCCGGUGCUGUCCGUCGGCGUGUUCGAUGAGCUUGAGCAGGCGAUUGCAUGGAAUAACGGGGUGCCGCAGGGAUUGAGUAGCAGUUUGUGGACGAGGGAUCUGAGGAAUGUCGGCAAAUGGAUCGGCCCUGCCGGCUCUGAUGCCGGUAUCGUCAAUGUCAACGUGGGCACUAGCGGAGCCGAGAUCGGAGCAGCCUUUGGUGGUAAUAAGAGCACUGGAUGGGGACGCGAAUCCGGCGGAGACGCGUGGAAGCAGUACGUGCGCUGGAGUGCGUGUACCAUUAACUUCUCGGACGAGGCGCCCCUCGCACAGGGCGUGCAGUUCUCUUCGUCAACCGCGUGAAUUCCAUGGCAGAGACGAGGAUAAACGAUUUUUGUGCGGAUGACCGAUCCGUGCCAUGUAGAACGUGCCGAGCAUGCGUUUUCGCAGGAAACUCUGUAAGAGUGCUAGCGGGACGGAGUUGUACCGACUGUCACUGCACAUUGAACCAUGACGUGGACAUUUCAUAAGUGUAUGAGUUGCUGUGAAAACCACUAGUCCUUCCUUGUAGCAGCUUGCUGGUAUACCGUAGCAAAGCGUAAGGUGACAGUCAUAAUACGUCGUAUAUCCUGCAGAUAUUAUGAGCUUAUGACAUAGGCCUGGUCGCGGUGACAGCGG